Vicia faba (fava bean) is the source of this 381-nucleotide messenger RNA. NCBI's taxonomy places the organism in Eukaryota, Viridiplantae, Streptophyta, Magnoliopsida, Fabales, Fabaceae. The record is from the annotation of a GenBank genome assembly.
AUGAGUUUGGAGUUAGGUUCCAUUGCAAUUAAGUGUCAAGGUUCAGACACCAACCCAUUUCAACCAUCAUCCCCAUCUUUUUUCCUGUUUUUGAUAGCUCUACCUUGUCACGCAGUUACAACCAUGUCUGACUUGAACUUUCCAACUACUAUGCUCAUGUUCCACUUCACUGGUGUUGUUGGAUGUGAGACACUUCUUUGGAUUCUCCUCCCUGAUUUCUGGAAAUGGUAUAUCAUUAACCUCUUCCUUUUACUAGUUACUUCUUUCUGUUUCUUCGACUUCAUCAGUAGUAGCGUCACUAAGCUCCUUGUUCAAGCACAUUCAAAUCCUGCUACUGCUGAUCACCCUCUGAAUUUGGAAUCACGGGAAUCUCAGCCGUAA